Messenger RNA from Daucus carota subsp. sativus, 1891 nucleotides. Its product is annotated as 3-isopropylmalate dehydratase large subunit, chloroplastic. NCBI's taxonomy places the organism in Eukaryota, Viridiplantae, Streptophyta, Magnoliopsida, Apiales, Apiaceae. Gene Ontology annotation, molecular function: 3-isopropylmalate dehydratase activity; 4 iron, 4 sulfur cluster binding. The record is from RefSeq and is a predicted model, not a curated record. The coding region runs from base 171 to 1667 and encodes 498 amino acids. The transcript is spliced from 15 exons. Gene Ontology annotation, biological process: amino acid biosynthetic process.
AUAAUAAUAGCAUAGGAUUCUAAUUCUAUCCUUGAAAGAAAAACCUUUGAAUUUUACACGACAGAGCAUGGAGUCAGUUAAAAACUAGAGUAAAAACACAAGCUUAGCUGCCGCCAGUUCCUGUUCUGUAUCUAAGUAUACUACAACUGCACGUCUGCAAGUACUAAUCAAUGGCUUCCUUUGCUAUUUCUUCAUCUUUUAUCAAUCAGGAAGAUGUGGGCUUUCGUUGUUUUACACCAAAGUGUUGCAAAAGAAUUUCAAAGAGGAUUGUGUCUGUUAUGGCCCCUCAACAGUCUCAAAGAACCCCAUCUACCACUGGCUCAGUUAAGACUGGAAUGACUAUGACAGAGAAGAUAUUGGCCAGAGCUUCUGAGAAAUCCCAAUUGAGGCCUGGUGAAAAUGUGUGGGUUGAUGUUGAUAUUUUGAUGACUCAUGAUGUUUGUGGCCCUAGUUCUUUCGAUGUUUUCAAGAAGGAGUUUGGACAGAACGCUAAGGUCUGGGACCGUGAGAAGAUUGUUAUUAUACCUGAUCACUACAUAUUUACCAAAGAUGAGCGAGCUAAUCGAAAUGUUGAUAUCUUGAGAGAUUAUUGCACUGAGCAAGAUAUCAAGUAUUUCUAUGAUAUUAAAGAUCUAGGCAAUUUCAAGGCUAACCCAGAUUAUAAGGGUGUAUGCCAUGUUGCUCUUGCUCAAGAAGGUCACUGCAGGCCUGGGGAGGUCCUGCUAGGAACAGAUUCUCACACAUGUACUGCAGGCGCAUUUGGCCAGUUUGCAACCGGUAUUGGUAUUACUGAUGCUGGUUUUGUACUGGGCACAGGAAAGCUUUUGCUUAAGGUACCGCCAACUUUGAGAUUUGUUAUGGAUGGUGAAAUGCCAGACUACUUGCUUGCCAAAGAUUUGAUUUUGCAAAUUAUUGGUGAAAUUUCCGUCUCUGGUGCAACUUAUAAGUCAAUGGAGUUUGUUGGAUCUACUGUAGAAAGCUUAAGUAUGGAGGAGAGGAUGACUUUAUGCAACAUGGUUAUUGAAGCUGGUGGGAAGAAUGGCGUUAUACCAGCUGAUGCUACUACUUACAAAUACCUUGAGGACAAAACAUCUUUGCCCUACGAACCACUUUACAGUGACGAGCAAGCAAGAUUUCUUUCCGAGUACAGAUUUGAUAUCUCGAAGCUGGAGCCGCUGGUAGCAAAGCCUCAUUCACCUGAUAAUCGGGCAUUAGCAAGAGAAUGCAAAGAUGUCAAAAUCGACAGAGUUUACAUUGGAUCUUGUACUGGUGGAAAAACUGAGGAUUUCAUAGCUGCAGCCAAAGUUUUUCUAGCUUCAGGUAAAAAGGUGAAAGUUCCCACAUUUUUGGUCCCUGCUACCCAGAAGGUCUGGAUAGACGUGUAUAGCCUUCCAGUGCCAGGGUCUGGUGGGAAGACUUGUUCUCAGAUUUUUGAAGAAGCAGGUUGCGAUACGCCUGCAAGUCCUAAUUGUGGUGCUUGUUUGGGUGGUCCAAAAGACACUUAUGCACGCAUGAAUGAAGCGCAGGUCUGUGUCUCUACAACAAACAGGAAUUUCCAUGGUCGCAUGGGUCACAAGGACGGUCAGAUCUAUCUAGCUUCUCCUUAUACUGCUGCAGCAUCAGCAUUGACAGGCUAUGUAGCUGAUCCGAGAGAGUUUCUGCAGUAGGUUGCUGAUGUGCAUCUACAAUGGUUAGUCAGGAACUUUUGUUUUAUUAGUUUAGAGUAUUGUAGAUUAUAACUGUCAUUUCUGUUUGUGAUAAGGUGAUAAGAACACUGGCCAUUGUAAUAUCUGAACUCUGAAAUAUUCAAGCUAAAAGCUUGGAUAAAAGAUAUUUCUGUUAACCUUUUGUAUUUCUCAAUAAGAUGAACAAGGAGCUGGUGUUGGUGUUA